Messenger RNA from Rhinichthys klamathensis goyatoka, 798 nucleotides. It is a transcript of the gene rnf170, whose product is annotated as ring finger protein 170. Lineage: Eukaryota; Metazoa; Chordata; Actinopteri; Cypriniformes; Leuciscidae. Gene Ontology annotation, molecular function: ubiquitin protein ligase activity. The record is from RefSeq and is a predicted model, not a curated record.
AUGGAAGCCAGCGAGUGUUUGGACGGUUCUCUUGUUCCAGAGGAAGAUUCGCUCAUUGAAGGCGUGAGUGACCCGGUUCUGCUGGUUCUGGUGCUCAGCGUGACCUUUCUGCUCGGCCUGGUGACGCUGCUCUGCAGGAACGAGCAGCAGCGGAUCCACCCGGAGAACCAGGAGCAUGUGCGUGUGGUGCGAGAACAGCUUCAGUCCGAGCAGGGCUCGUCCGCGGAGUCGAGGCAUCAGUUCUACUCGGACACGUGUCCCGUGUGUCUCCAGCAAGCGGUUCUGCCCGUCGAGACCAACUGUGGGCAUCUCUUCUGCGGUCCGUGUAUCGUGGCGUACUGGCGUUACGGAGCGUGGCUCGGCGCCAUCAACUGCCCCAUCUGCAGGCAAAUGGUGACCCUGCUGUUCCCGCUCUUCCACGACGCCGGUCCCGGCGCUGCGACUGCGGACGGGCAAGCGGAACCGGUUCUGAUCCUCACAGACAUCAGCGAUUAUAACCGCAGGUUCUCCGGGCAGCCGCGCUCCCUGCUGGACCGGCUCCGGGACGUCCCCACGCUGCUCCGGCACGCCUUCAGGGAGGUGUUCUCGGUGGGAGGCCUGUUCUGGAUGUUCCGGCUGCGGAUCCUGCUGGUUCUGCUGGGAGCGCUGGUGUACCUGGCGUCCCCGCUCGACUUCAUCCCCGAGGGCGUCGUGGGUCUGCUGGGCUUCCUCGACGACUUCUUCGUCAUCCUCCUGCUCUUCAUCUACAUCUCCAUCAUGUACCGCGAGGUGGUGACCCAGAGACUAGCCGGCUGACGG